AUGCUGCUUCCGAUGUUGUCCCGCCUCUGACGGAGGGGCAGCCGGGGCUCCGGCACGUGCUGGCGGGGUGACCCUGGGCCAGUCACCUCCCCCUGCGGGCCUCCGUUUCCUCAUCAGUGAAAUGAGCCAGACGUGGGGUCCCAGGGAGUCAGGCGGUGGCAGAGCUCCUGGGGAGACUGGGGGGUCCAGGAGCCCCCCCGGGGCCUGGCACCCGCAUGUGGCCGCUGCCGCUGUGAUUCAGGCUGGGCGGGGGGCCCCGGUGCCCAUUCUUGGCCUCACUUCCAAGGGGGCACCUCUGGAGCUCUGGCCCCGGGGCCGAGGGAAGACCACCAGGCGGCCUGCUCUGGGCUGGAAGGAGAUCCCGAGACUGGAUGGGGGAGGCCUAGAUGGGGCAGGGGGUCCCCCCUUCUGUCCUGGGGCAGGCUGGGCCCCCGUGCCCACAGCCUGUUCCUGUCUGUCCUUCCCAGGGAUUUCUGGAGCCCGGCCGCCCUGGGCCCCCGGGAUUGCCAGGUUACCAGGGACCCCCCGGAGUGAAGGGCGAUAAGGGAGAGGCGGGACCCGCGGGGCCACCAGGGAUCCUGCCCUUUGACUUCAGCACUUUGGUGGAGCACAUGAAGGGGGAGAAGGGAGAUGGAGGCGUCAAAGGGGAAAAGGGCGAGCCUGGCACUGGCGGGUUCUUCAGCUCCGGAGUCCCGGGCCUGCCCGGCCCCCCCGGGCCCCCUGGGUACCCUGGCGUCCAGAGGCCUCCCGGCCUAAAGCUGCCCGCCUGUGGCACCUUGCUGGGCACUGCGGGCGGCACCCUGAAAGAGUGGGAUUGUGGGAGCAUCCCGCCCGGUGCGGCCACUGCUCAGGGCCCUCUGCCAGGCCCCGAGUCCGCCCAGCCGCCUUGGCCACGGCGCCCCUCUCCGAGGCCUCCUGCCGGGCGGGACGCGGCUGCGCGGCUGCUCCCCAUCCAGGCUGUCCCUGUGGGCGCUGCUCAGGGCCUGCCCGGUGCCGCCGCUGUGCCCUGGCACGUGCCCACCCGGCCCCGCCAAGGCCCG
Molecule: messenger RNA, 1040 nt
Organism: Gracilinanus agilis (Agile Gracile Mouse Opossum)
Lineage: Eukaryota; Metazoa; Chordata; Mammalia; Didelphimorphia; Didelphidae
Product: collagen alpha-1(XVIII) chain-like
Exons: 6
Source: RefSeq, a predicted model, not a curated record